This is a messenger RNA of Exophiala spinifera, 1113 nucleotides long. RefSeq lists its product as uncharacterized. Bases 1 to 1113 code for a protein of 370 amino acids. The record is from RefSeq and is a predicted model, not a curated record. Lineage: Eukaryota; Fungi; Ascomycota; Eurotiomycetes; Chaetothyriales; Herpotrichiellaceae. The transcript has a single exon.
AUGGCCACGACCUUUGUCACACCAACCGCGACGUCUCGACCGACGACCACCACUACUACUACAGCCGGUCCUAGUACAACAACCACACCCGCUGCAGCGUCUCAACCACACCAACCACAAUUACAAACCUCGCCAUUUCUGAAUUUACCAGCCGAAACACGCCUCAACAUCUACAAAUACCUGAUCCCCGAUGAUGGUCUUGAGGUGUGCAUCUGCGACGAGGCCGCCACUCAACCAGCUGGAGCACCCUUCGCAUCCAGCAUGACCAGCAUGGCCGGCGCCAGCAGGACCAUGACGAGCUACCUGUCCCGCUUCUUCGCGCGAGAAGCUCUCAUCCGCGACAAUGGACUCAAUCUACUUCUCGUCUGCACGCACACCAAAGCCGAGAUCCUCCCGCUCCUCAACAGCCUGACGCUCCGGUUCCACUGCCUCAAGUGCCUCAACGAGCUCUUCAGCAACAUCUCGCACGGCCUCGGCGUGGGCAUCAACUGGAUCAAGCACAUCGAGAUUGUGGUCUCGCAGCGGCGUAACUACGACGACAUCAUGACGCAUUUUCUUCCCGCCAGAUACGACUCCGGCCACGACGACGACGUUUACGAGGGCGGCGGCGACGGUGGUGGCGCCAGGCGUCGCAUCACACCCGAGCUCAUCCGCGUCGUCGCCCGCGAACGCGCCUGGGAAAUCAUGGCCGAUGCCCAGCGCGUCAUAUGGCUCUACUGCGGCCGUCUGAACCUCAGCAACAGGGAGAAGUGGACGUGUGAGCAGGUCCGAGACACGACAUUCACAGAGAGCUCGGCCGCGAGUAGAAACGCCCUCCCGCAUGGAUGUCAUGUCCUGGGCAUUGCUGGUGAUGGGCCGAGAUAUGGUGGCGGCGGCAGCAGCAGCAGCAACAGCAGUCGUACUCCGAGUACUCACAACCCCGCCAACACUGCCAACGCCUACGCCAACCCACUUCGACCCCGGCCGAUCUGCGACAUUGCCGCAUUCAUGAGAACAAUGGCAACGACAACCCUGUCGUUCACUGAGCGUGAGUCUCGGCGACGGCAGCUACCAACGUGGGUUGGUAGAGAUCGUGACAAGAAAUGGUUGAUCAGUGGUUGGCUCGACAUGUAG